AUGUCGUCCCCUUCUUCCUCUCUGCGCAAGAGAGGCGGGAAGAAGGAUGGCUACACGGCUCUGCCUUCUAAUGAUGACCCCAGCCCUGCGGUUGUAGCUGUGGGCAAGAAGUCAGAAUGGGACUAUUGGCUGGCCAUGACCAUUCUCACCGUGUUGGCAUUUGCGACUCGUUUCUACCGUAUUGACUUCCCCAAUGAGGUCGUUUUUGAUGAGGUUCAUUUUGGAAAGUUUGCCUCUUACUAUCUACAACGCAUGUACUUCUUCGAUGUCCAUCCUCCGUUCGGCAAGCUGUUGUUCGCCUUCAUGGGCUGGUUGGUGGGAUACGAUGGCCACUUUUUCUUCGAGAACAUCGGCGAUUCGUAUAUUGAUAACAAUGUUCCUUACCUGUCGCUCCGCGCUAUGCCCGCUACCCUCGGUGCUCUGACCAUUCCCGUGGUCUUCCUGACCAUGUGGGAAUCCGGUUAUUCGUUGCCAGCAUGCGUGCUCGCCGCGGGCCUGAUGGUGUUUGACAAUGCCCAUGUGGGCGAGGACCGUCUGAUCCUCCUGGAUUCGACCCUCGUUUUGUCCAUGGCGCUCAGCAUUCUAUGCUAUGUCCGUUUCUAUAAGUUGCGCCACGAGCCGUUCGGUCGCAAGUGGUGGAAGUGGCUACUCUUGACUGGAUUUUGCCUGAGCUGCGUCAUCUCAACCAAAUAUGUUGGCGUCUUCACCUUCGUGACUAUUGGCUCUGCUGUUCUUAUUGACCUCUGGAACCUGCUGGAUAUCAACCGUCAGCAGGGCGCUCUUGACAUGGUCACCUGGAUCAAGCACUUUGUGGCUCGCGGAGUUGCUCUCGUUGUCAUUCCCUUCUUCUUCUACCUCUUCUGGUUCCAGGUUCACUUCGCGAUCCUGACUCGGUCCGGCCCUGGUGACGAAUUCAUGUCGCCCGAGUUCCAGGAGACCCUGAGUGACAAUGCAAUGACCGCCCAAUCGGUUGGUGUUCAGUACUUUGACAGUAUCACUAUGCGCCACAAGGACACCAAAGUUCUUCUCCACAGCCACUGGGAGAAGUAUCCACUUCGCUAUGAUGACGGCCGUAUUUCCAGCCAGGGCCAGCAGGUGACCGGUUACCCUCACAAUGACACCAACAACUUGUGGCAGAUCAUCCCAACAAAGCCCUUGGCAGAUGACGGUCUGCCCAAGAGUGUGCUGAACGGUGAUAUCAUCCAGCUCCUCCACGUCGGCACCGACAGCGUUCUUUUGACCCACGACGUCGCCUCGCCACACUACCCGACUAACCAGGAGUUCACCACUGUCUCCCGCGAGCUAGCGGAGGGCGAGCGUCACAACGACACCCUGUUUGAGCUCAAGAUCGAGAAUGGCAAGCCUGACCAGGAGUUCCGCACCUACGCCAGCUUGAUCAAGCUGAUCCAUGUCCCGACUCGGGUCGCCAUGUGGACACACACGACCCCUCUUCCCGAAUGGGGCUUCAAGCAAGCGGAGAUCAAUGGUAACAAGAACAUCUUGCAAUCCAGCAACUUGUGGUAUGCCGAGACUAUUGACGGCAUUGAGCCUGACAGCCCUCGUCUGGUGCGAGAGGAGCGUAAGGUUAAGUCGCUCUCUUUCCUGCGCAAGUACUUUGAGCUGCAGGGAGCGAUGUUCCAUCACAACAACGCUCUCACCAGUAGCCACCCCUACGCCACUGAGCCCUUCCAGUGGCCGUUCCUGCUACGCGGUGUCAGCUUUUGGACCAAGAAUGAGACCCGAGGCCAGAUCUACUUCCUGGGUAACCCCAUAGGCUGGUGGAUUGCGAGCAGUCUGCUGGCUGUGUUUGCGGGUAUUGUUGGUGCUGACCAGCUGUCGUUGCGCCGUGGUGUUGACGCGCUGGAGGAAAUCUGGGGUCCUGGUGCCCGUUCCCGUCUGUACAACAGCACGGGCUUCCUGUUCCUGUGCUGGGCUGCCCAUUACUUCCCCUUCUGGCUGAUGGGCCGCCAGCGUUUCCUGCACCAUUAUCUGCCGUCCCACCUGGCCUCGACCAUGGUGACUGGUGCACUGAUCGAGUUUAUCUUCAACCUCGAGCCCCUGGACCCUGCCACCGCCCUGCCGCCCGUGGAUGAUCCCACAGGCAAGGCCAAGGCUACCCGCCGCCCGCGCCGAUUCGUCACUGCGCGCGAGCGCAUGGGUCGCAAGUCGCUCCUGGCGGGCUGGGUGGCCACCCUGGUCAUUCUGGGUAUGACCAUCUGGGGCUUCUGUUUCUAUGCCCCGUUGACUUACGGCACCCCGGGCCUUGACGUCGAUGGCGUCAAUGCCCGCAAGUGGUUGAACUACGACCUCCACUUCGCCAAAUAA
This is a messenger RNA of Penicillium macrosclerotiorum, 2325 nucleotides long. It is a transcript of the gene pmt4, whose product is annotated as dolichyl-phosphate-mannose-protein mannosyltransferase. The record is from RefSeq and is a predicted model, not a curated record. Gene Ontology annotation, cellular component: endoplasmic reticulum; membrane. The transcript has 3 exons. Gene Ontology annotation, biological process: protein O-linked glycosylation via mannose. NCBI's taxonomy places the organism in Eukaryota, Fungi, Ascomycota, Eurotiomycetes, Eurotiales, Aspergillaceae. The coding region runs from base 1 to 2325 and encodes 774 amino acids. Gene Ontology annotation, molecular function: dolichyl-phosphate-mannose-protein mannosyltransferase activity.